AUGACAUUCAGUCAUAUAAAAUUUUCUAGUUUUGAUUGUGGCAGAUUCAUUCCGGCCCAUGGCUGUAAUCUUCUGAAGGGGCUUUUGACCAUGUACAAAGAUGGCAGAUAUUCUGAUGUCACUUUCAAGAUCAGUGAAGACCGACGGCUUUCAGUUCAUCGUGUUGUUCUGGCCUUUUUUAGUCCUUACUUUGAAGCCUUGUUCGGGAAAAUCAGUGAUAAAACUUGUUCUAGCAUCUGGCAGCUUGCUGAUUUGUUUGCGCUGGGAGAGCUAAUGAAGGAGGCUAAAAAUCACUUUUCGCGGCACUUUACUGAAGUCACUCAGAUGGAAGAAUUUUUGUCGCUUCCAAUUGGUUUCCUGAAAGAGAUUCUUGCUGAUGAAGGUAUCUGUGUGGUUAUUGAGAGCCUGAUUCCGUCCAAAGAGGAAAGGGAAAAGGUCGUGUUGGAAGCCGUUUUGAAGUAUGUUGAGCAUGAUAUCGACAACCGAAAAAGACAUUUUCCAGAAUUGUUAUCCUUGGUACGACUUCCAACUUUAUCAGAGUCUUAUCUGGAAGAAAUCUCAGAACACAAACUUAUUGCAGACUCCAGCAGAGGAAUCAUUUCAAAGGCUCGGAAGCUGAAAACUGAUUCCCCCGAGAAAGAUUCAGCCGAUGAAAUAUGGGCGAGCACUCGGGCGUUUGCCAAACCUGCUGUCAGUUGGGGGCGUUCCUUUGCUAAUGGUGGCUACGUACAUCCUGAAACAUCUCAUCACAACAACACAGAGGCUGUUGAAGAUCUUGGCAGUGACGUCUUCAUAAAGGGAAUGAAACUUUGGAUUCGACGCUGGGAUGGGAGGCCUGUUCUGGGAGGGCUGAAGAUUUUUUAUAAUCAUAACGGUGACCAAGAGAUUAUGAUGGGAAGUGGCUCUGAUCAGUCCGAACACCAUGAAUUUCACUUGGAAAAAAAUGAAAGGAUCGUCAAAGUUGAUGUUAAUUCUGGAUGGAUGAUUGACCGCCUCUCCUUUUACACAAACAAGAAAGAUGAAAAUGGUGAUCCUAAAUGUUAUGGUCCUUAUGGAGGGGAUGGUGGAGGAUACUACACUGAGACUCAACCAGGGUCAUACGGUUUCCUAGCAGGAAUUGGUGCUGCUGUUGUUGACUCACAGGGUGAAGAAGGUAUCACCAGACUUCAGUUUGCAUGGAGGGUAUAUGUGCUUCCUGGUGACCCAGAGCCAAUAAAAAGCAGAUGCAAAGCUAACGAUGGCUUCUAUGAUGAUGAGGAGAGUUAUGAUUAUGACGAUUAUGAUGAUGACGAAGAUUUCGAUGGUUAUGAAGAUUAUGAUGGUUAUGAAGAUUUUGAUGACUUUCUCGUUGCCGCAGAACAAUUAAACAACCUAGAUUAUAACUAUGAUUCCUCAGAAAAAAAAUGGGCACUAAUAUGGAAUAAUAUAGAGAGUUAUGAUUAUAACAAUUAUGAUGACAACAAACAUUUUGAUGGUUAUGAAGGUUAUGAAGGUUUUGAUGACUUUGAUGAUAUAAUUAAUCAGGAAGGUGGAAUACAAAUUUACAUGUUUGAGCCAUUUGCCUGAGAUUGUGGUAAGAAUGGAUGUAGAAUUUAUUGAUCAUUAACCUGCCAUAAAAUUUAUUAUGUCUUUCUGGGUAUUUCUUCCAAGAAAUACUUGCAGGGUUGAACAUGUAAAAAAAUUUUUUUUGUUGUAUUGUAUAGCCUUCUCUGGAAAGAGGGUAGGAAACUUUGGCUGUCUGAAAAAGAAGGCAUUCAUUAUGAUUUUUUAUGUUGUUACCUGAAUUUGAUAACUUUUUUUGCCCAUCAAAGUAAGUACUGCUUACAGAUAGUAGAAUCAAAAUCCAUUGGUGUACUCUAUAUGUGAUUGGUUACAUAAUACAGAGUGUGGCCAUUAACUUCUAAGGGAGUCUUGCUUCUUACCUUGUAGAUGUUGUCUUCAAGGUUUUGGGGCAGGUACACUUAUGAUCCAGACAAGAGAAACACCACACUUGUCUGAACUGAUAAAAAAGUUGAAAAGAAACUUUCAUGCCCUGACACGUGAGGAAACUGCUUUGAUCAGUCAGAAGAAUUUGGUGCUUUGUUUAGACAACAACCCAGACCCUUAAUUUUCAUUACCAGACUGUUUGACAGUGUCUUGAAAGAGCAAGCAGAAUUUGUUUGGUACUGAUCACACCUAGAAUUGAGAUUGAUUGAAGGCCCUAGAGAAUAUUGAAUCUGACUCAGGUUUUCUUUUUAACCUGAUGAAUUUUAAUCCUGAGUUCACUGCCUACAAUACUCAUAGUUGUGUUACUGUGACAGCUUAAAUCUAGCAUGGUGCUUUUCAUGUUUCAAACAACUUAAUCCAGAAAAUUUCAUGUCUAGCUUGUGUACUACAGCUUUUUGUUUGUGUUCUGAUGCAAUGCCAGUCGGGAGAAAAAUUCUCCAGUCACCAUAGAUUAUAACUAGUUUAGAAAAAAAGGAUAAUGGUUAUCAUAAGACUUUGUCUUAAAGUGAUCCCUCAAAAAAUAAGUUAUCAAACAAUUUAUUUAUACUUUCCUUAAAUGUUCUUUACCAUUGUCUUGAAAAUAUACAAUAAAAAAGAUAGUUUGCCAUGCUUAUUUUAUUAAGAGGUUUAAUGGGCACAGUAAAUUUUGCAGAAGUUGGAAGCAAGGCUUUUUAAAGUAUGGAAUGACACAGAACAAUUUUAUAUAUAAUUUGUGGAAAAAUCACAAUUUUAAACAACAUUGACUUCAAAAAUUUCUCAAAUCAUCCAUGUCAAGGUCAUAAUUUGCAUCAAGUGACAAGUGAAUAUCUGUUUUUUUUCUUUAAUUGAUUUUUUUUAUUUCUCCAAGUUAAAGGGGAUAAUAAGUACACCAAAAUUAUGCAAUAAAAAAUAUAGGUGACCAUGCUUAUUCAAGAGCUAAAGACCAUGGCACCUCUUUUGUAUUAAUUAAAAAACAACAUGUUUUUGGAAUGCA
This is a messenger RNA of Pocillopora damicornis (cauliflower coral), 2959 nucleotides long. RefSeq lists its product as uncharacterized. The record is from RefSeq and is a predicted model, not a curated record. Lineage: Eukaryota; Metazoa; Cnidaria; Anthozoa; Scleractinia; Pocilloporidae. Gene Ontology annotation, molecular function: protein binding.